Molecule: messenger RNA, 943 nt
Organism: Centruroides sculpturatus (bark scorpion)
Lineage: Eukaryota; Metazoa; Arthropoda; Arachnida; Scorpiones; Buthidae
Product: BTB/POZ domain-containing protein 9-like
Exons: 3
Coding region: 18-830 (270 amino acids)
Biological process (GO): neurogenesis
Cellular component (GO): P-body; cytosol
Molecular function (GO): protein binding
Source: RefSeq, a predicted model, not a curated record
GUAAAAUCUAAUGUUUAAUGACAAGAAGAACAGAAAUGGAAAUUAUAUUACAAGUAGGAAGUUCUAAAACUCUCUUAUUUAAAUGUGAAAAAUUACGAUGGAGUAAUCACAGCACAGUUUUUGCAAGUAAAUUCCGAAAUGUUAAUUCUAUACGGAAAAUAAAUAUUACAGAUAUAGAGGCAGAAACUUUUAUAGAUAUAUAUCAAUACGUUGAAUGUGGGAAAUUCAAUCCAGAAAACGCAAUAAAAGCUAUGGAUAUUUAUAUUGCAUCUACGAAAUAUGAGAUGAAUUCUUUAUCAAAAGAAUGUGAAAAAUACAUCUAUAAUACCCUUUCUUUAAGUAAUUUAUGUUAUAUUCACGAUCUAGCCAUUAAAAAUUGUUUAAUAGAAUUGAAAAAUAAAUGUAAAGAAAUGAUUACUAAAAAUGCUUCAGUAAUUUUGCAUGAUAAGAAUUUUCUAAAUGCCUCACCGCUUGUUAUGAAUGAAAUUUUGAAAAAUAACGAUAUGGUUGUUGCUGAGAGAGAUGUUUAUAGUUUUCUAAUCAACUGGGCAAAGUCAGAAAGCAAAAGAACGAAGAAAAGAUCCUCUCCGGGUAGUUUGCGAAGAGUAAUCGAUUCUUUUAUCAUACAUAUAAGAUUCCUCUCAAUGUCUCCUGAAGAUUUUAUCAGAGGACCUGGUUUAAGUAAAAUUUUAAAUCAUAAUGAAGCAUCUUCGAUUUUAAUGAAUAUUAUAAUUCCUAAUUGCUCAAGAUUACCUGUUUGGUGCAAUCGUGAAGAUAAAGAAAGAGGAACUUUUAGUAGAAGAAGAAGAAUUAAUUCAUGUAACAGUUAAAUAGUUAUGACUGUAUAUUCUAAGAUUAUGUACAGAAUUUCAAUUAAAAUUUUUUUAAAUUUUAUUUAAAAAAGUUAUUUGUGUAGAAUUACAAAACUGUAAAUAUUAUUAUA